Parnassius apollo (apollo) is the source of this 1152-nucleotide messenger RNA. Lineage: Eukaryota; Metazoa; Arthropoda; Insecta; Lepidoptera; Papilionidae. The record is from the annotation of a GenBank genome assembly.
AUGACAACAAGAACCAGUUCGCCCGUUCCGUCUACUAGUUCAUCUAUUACUAAUGAACCUGCUAAGACAGAAAAUAACUUCAUGGAAUUGUCUGAAUCUGCAAUUUACGAUGAUACUGGUACUGAAUCCUCCAUAGAUGGUGGUCGUCAGAGUAAAGACUUGUGGAAACAAACUACACUCAUAGAUAUGUUUGAAAGAAGUUCAAGCUAUGAAGGGGGUCAAAAAACUAGCCAAAUAAAUCAAGCUUUGAUCUACAUGAUCUGCAAAGACAACAUGCCUCUAUCUUGUGUAGAAAAACCUGGAUUGAAAAGAUUUAUGAGUGUCGUUUGUCGACGCUAUAAGGUUCCAUCUCGAACUACUGCACACACAGCUGAUUAUAUAAAAGAAUGCUUUGAAAAUAUUACCGAAGAGUUCACAAUAGAAAAGGAUUGCAUUUUAUCAAUCACCACUGACGGUGGUGCUAACAUGGUUGCUGCAGUGAAACAAUAUUUGGGAGAUGGAAAAAGAAUUCCUUGCAUGGCGCAUUUGCUGAAUUUAAUAGUGGAUGGGGCAACAAGAGAUAAUGGACCAGUUCUACAAAUUGCCAAUCGUGUCAAAGCCAUCGUAACAUAUUUUAAACAAUCUGUAAACGCAAUGGAAGAUUUACGAGCAGAGCAAGAGGGAACAAAGAAAGAGGGAGAAGUGUUACCACUUAUACAAUCAGUAAGCACAAGGUGGAAUUCUUGUCUUGACAUGUUGGGAAGAUUUAAUACAUUAUCAGCUAUUGUGGCUAAGAUUUUGGCAACCAGGCGAAAUGCACCUGAUAUGAUAACUUCUUCAGAGUUAAGUGUCAUACGAGAUCUUAUAAUGUUGCUUACCCCAUUUAAGCAAGCUACUGAAGAAAUUAGCGGCGAUCAGUACGUAACUUCUAGUUUAGCGAUUCCUAUUGCAAACUUACUUCAGAAAGGACUUGAACAAAUGAAACCUUCCACCGAAUUUGGUGUUGUUGUUCAGAAAAGUUUGCUAAACUUAGUUAUUGCCAAACUAGAACCACUAGAGCGACAUUUACAUCUUGCUAAAGCAACAAUUUUAGACCCUCGCUUUAAGCGUAUUCAUUUUAAUUCCGCUCUGGCUGUUUCCAAGAAGAAGCUUAGAAAUACGUUUAGAACAUAG